Messenger RNA from Oreochromis niloticus (Nile tilapia), 3064 nucleotides. It is a transcript of the gene c1qtnf13, whose product is annotated as C1q and TNF related 13. The record is from RefSeq and is a predicted model, not a curated record. Bases 736 to 1821 code for a protein of 361 amino acids. Lineage: Eukaryota; Metazoa; Chordata; Actinopteri; Cichliformes; Cichlidae. The transcript has 3 exons. Gene Ontology annotation, molecular function: protein binding.
CGAGUGAAAAUGUAUUUCAAUCAAUGAACUGUGACCCUAAAUGUAACACAAAUACAACAAGCAGUCACAGUCGCUCUAAAAACAUGUACACCCCCACCCCCAAAAAAAUCGUCAGGUUGAGUGUGAAUUGCAAGUGUGAAUUUUUGAUUUGGGCUGGCGUACAGAAAAGGAAACUCUAAAGGCCUUAAAUAUGUCAACCUGACAACAGUUUUACAAAUCAUUAAGCUCGUUAAGUAAAUUAGCAAGUCAUAAUGUUAUCAUUAACAAAGUCAUCGGCCUUGUUGAAGUAACCUACAGUGGGAGCGAUUUCAUUCAUCCAAUUUUUUGUGCAGUUUUUAAACACGUUUUGAUUACAUUAAUAACCUUUAACUCCAAAUGGUUGCCAAAAAUAAAAAUAAAUAACGAAAAAAAAAAUAAAACGGGUGUGUGAUUUUAAGUUAUUGCAGUAUACAGUAAAGGCACGAGGCUUGCAGUGUCGGGCUUUAAUAAUAUACAAGCAAUGCUAAACAACUAGCCGGUGUUAGCAUUUUAGCUAGCCAGCCUUUCUGUCAGCACUACAAGCAACUUGAGAACACCAGAAAAGUAUAUUUAGACAAGUAUAUUUAGAAAAGGAAGCAUAUAUUGGAGGAGGUUUUGGAGCUCCUCCUCCUCCUCUCAUAUCUGAAUGGACAAAAGCUUUGCCCCUUUGGGUGUCAGGCCUAUAAUGUGGACAUUAGCAGUGCAACAACCUUCACCAUGCGGUUUCUGCCCCAUUGUAGCUCCACAGAUCAGUGGAGCACACACUACUAUGUGCUAUGUUUGUUCCUCCUCAUCAAUUGCUUUGGACCAGCUUCUCCCCUUUAUGCCCCUCCCGUGCCAACAGGUCUCCUCUCUGCUUUCUCUGCCACGCAAACCAGUAGCGUGGUGGGAGGCAAGCAGAAGGCAGUGACCUUCAACAGGCUCGUGGUCAACACUGGAGGGGAUUUCAAUCCAGACACCGGCCACUUCCGCUGCCGCAUCCCCGGGGCUUACUAUUUCUCCUUCUCUGUGGGAAAAUUUCCCAAAAAAAUGCUCUCUGUCAUCCUGGUGAAGAACGGAGAGGAGGUGCAGGCUAUAGCUUAUGACGACUUCCGCAAGAAAGGGAGAAAAGUUCAGAGCCAAAGUCUCAUGAUCGGUCUGAAGAAAAUGGACAUAGUGUGGUUGCGCUUGCAGCCUAGCCCCCAGUAUGCUUUGUACAGCAAUGCUGGGCCUUACAUCACCUUCUCAGGUUACCUCGUCUAUCCUGAUGCCAUGGCAACCAGCUACAUCAGCAACCACUUGUCUACACCUGCUCUACCCUACCCAAACUGUCCACCUCAGGUCAGAGGCCAGAGAGAGCAGCCACGGUCUGCCUUCUCAGUAGCACGGACAUCAACCCUCAUGGGUCAGAGCAGCUGGACACAAGAAAAGCCACCAAUCACCUUUGAUGUAGAAUACGUCAACAUAGGGGGCCAUUUCAACAAAACCUCUGGCCGCUUCACCUGCCACUUCCCAGGGGUGUACUUCUUCGCUUUCACUGUGGGGAAACACCCUCGUAGGGCUGUUUCAGUGAAGCUGAUGACCGGGAAAGGCGAGGUGCAGGCGAUGGUGUUUGAUGAUGACACAUCUAAGAGACGGGAAAUGCAGAGUCAGAGUUUGUUGCUGUCUCUUAGCAGGGGCGACAGGGUGUGGCUGUACAGUCAACAGGAUGAGCGCUUUGCUGUUUACAGCAACCAGGGCAGGUACACCACGUUCUCAGGCUUCCUGGUUUAUCCAGAUACAGAAACACCUGCCACCAGCCAGGAGGACAGAGGUCACCUAUAAAUGUCUUAAGGUUGUAGCUGGUUUUUGUUCCCAGCCUGCAGCUUAUCUCCACGUCAAUGAGUCAGGUAGAAUUUUUAAUCUGUGGUCAGCAUAGCUUAACAGAGUUCUCUCUCUCUUUCUUUUUGUAACAUUUUGUUUGUUUUUAUUAAACAAUGUUAUUCCAAAAGGUAACAUUUGUUGCCACCAGAUGGUGCUAUGAUACAGCUAAGUGCAAUUUUCUCUCAGAAAAUCUGUGAUACAGUUUGGGUUUCGGUGCACAGAUACAACUAUCUGAGAAUUUUUAGUUUAAAAAAGUGAACGUUGCAUGACAAAAAACCCCUUUGUAAAUGAUGUAAAGUUUAUUCAAAUUUAUGUACUACAAAAAUUAGACUUAGAGUUGCACCAUGUUAAAGUUAUUUAACUUUUAUUUGUAGAAAGAUCUGAUUAAAUGAUUUGUGUGCAUUUUGGGAAAAUGAUAAAUAAAUUUCCUUAAAUGAGAUUUACAAAUGUUCUUUUCUUCUUCUAAAUCAAACAAAUGCUGGUUUGUGGAUGAAAAUGAACCUAACGGGUAGACACUGUAAUUAAGGAUUUUUAUAACAGAUUAUAACACAGGACUCAACAUCUGAUAAAUCUCUUUCCAAACAUGAAUCCUUAGAUGUUGCCAUUUCUACUUUAGCUUUUAAAGCUUCUGAUUCACAGUACCAUUACCACCAGGAAGAGAAAAGGAGCCAAACAUUCGUCUUAAAUAAUCUUUAUUGGCUAUUAGAAAAUUGGUUAAAACAUGCAAAAAAAAAAAAAAAUCCCUCAGUCACGGCCCUCUAAUUGAGACGCCUUUGUUUGGGCAGAUGGCUACCUACAGGCAUAAAUAAGGAAUAAAAAGUCAAUGCUUCUGGAAGAUGUAAAAAUGAAAGAUUAUACAAAUAUGAUCAAGCAAAAAAGGUGACAAUGUUUUUUUUUUGGUUUUGCUUACUCUUUAUUGAAUAACUGCAUCCCAGAUGUUGUGACUAACUAUUAUGAAAACUAUUUCCAGGUAAACCUUUUUUUUCUUGAAAACAUUUAUUCAGGCAGAUCGUAGGAUUCACCCAUUAUCACACUUAAUCUAAGCCUUCCGCUUCUUAGGAGCACCACCUUGGCUUUCCAGUGUUUGUACUUGUUUGACUAAUCACUGUUUUGCAUGAUAUACACAGUUAAAAACAAAAAAGGUUGGCCACAUCCCAAUAUUUGAACAGGAGCCUCUUUGUGCUGUGCAUGGUUAAAAAUAAUA